CGAGGAGAAGCCGAUUCGUUUUUUGAUUGGCCCAUCGCCCCCGCCGCAUUGACAGACUCCGUCCCUUCUGUUCAUCAAGUUCGGUUGAGUUGUUUGAGAGUUCAUGUCAGACUUAAAGAAGCGUGAAAAACUCGCGCCUUCACACAUUAUGAGCGAUCAACAGCAGAAUCAAAUGGCCGCGCUGGUGGAGAACGACACGAGCUUCAUUCAGAAGAGAAACUCCAGCACGCCUCAAAUGCAGAUUGACAACCCUUAUCAAAACUACAUGGUAUAUCAGCUGGACUCGCAGCAGCCUUCACCUUUAGCGCUGUUGGCAGCCACCUGCAGUCGGAUUGAUGAAAACGACACUGUGGAACAACAAUCACGGCAAAGCCAGGCACAGGACUCCCAGAUCAGCCUCCAGCAACUGUCACAUGCCACCAACGGCUGGCACAUAAUCCCCGCAAGCUCUCAGGCUGUCACCAGCUCCAGUAGCGUAACCUCUUCCUCGGAGGACAAGAGCAGACAGACGGGGUCUGUGGUGCAACCGCAGUAUGUGAUGGCAUCCUCGCAAAACCUACAAAGUCAACAGGUGCUAACUGCCCUCUCUGGUGUGAUGCCAAAUAUCCAGUAUCAGGUGAUCCCACAGUUUCAGACUGUAGAUGGACAGCAGCUCCAGUUUACUCAGACAGCUCAGGAUGUGUCAACCACAGCAUCUGGGCAGUUUCAGCUUGUGUCCUCACCCAACGGUAACCAGCAGCUCAUCGCUGCCCCCGCCAACAGAGGUGCUGGUAACAUCUUAACCGUCCCUGGCCUUUUUCAGCAAGCAAUACCUCUGCAGAACAUCAGUCUGGGCGGUACUGUGCUGCCCAGUCAGACGCAGUUCCUUACCAACAUGCCUGUACCACUGAAUGCUAACAUCACCCUUCUCCCGGUGGGUUCUGGUACGCCUGUUGGAUCUGGAACCGACGCAAAUGCUGGAGGAAAUUUAGGAACUUCUCAACAGCUGCUCCAGUGCACGUCGUCUACAACUCCAGUGGAGUAUUGCACUACUUCUACCACCAGCACACGGACGGCUACAUCAGGCAUCGUAACACUAACCCAGAGUAGCAAAGGAGAGACGGGAAAGCCCUUCCAGAACAUGUCAUCUGAUAACAGAGACGGACAGAAACCGUGUCAAGCGCAGAUUCUCAUUCAGCCACAGCAGGUCCUGCAGACCGUUCAGCCCGGCUCAGUCUCGGCCGGUGGUCAGGUGUUCGCAACACAGACUUUGUCUCAGGAUGGAGUGCAGAAUGUUCAGAUCCAGACCAUCGCGAACGGAAGCCCCAUCCUGAUCCGUACCGUAGGUCCGAACGGCCAGGUCAGCUGGCAGACCCUUCAGUUGCAGAGCCCCGCUAACACUCAGAUCACAUUGGCACAGGCCGGGACACCAGGAACCAUGCAGCUCUCUGGCCUUCAGACCAUCAACCUGAACACGCUUGGCAACGCAGGGCUGCAGAUGCAUCAGCUGCAGGGUGUUCCCAUCACCCUCGCCAACACAACCGGUGAUGUGAGUGGUGCGGGUGGAGACGGUCUGGAGGACAGUAGCGUGAUGGAUGAGAACGUGGAGAGCAGCCCGACACCCACCAGCAGACGUACGCGCAGGGAAGCCUGUACCUGCCCGUACUGCAAAGACGGAGAGGGACGCAAUGACCCCAAUAAGAAGAAACAACACAUCUGUCAUAUUCCUGGAUGUAACAAGGUAUAUGGGAAAACGUCUCAUCUCCGGGCACACUUACGCUGGCACACAGGAGAGAGACCCUUUGUUUGCUCCUGGUCCUUCUGCGGGAAACGUUUCACACGCUCUGAUGAGCUGCAGAGACACAAGAGGACACACACGGGUGAAAAGAAGUUCUCGUGCCCAGAGUGUCCCAAACGGUUCAUGCGUAGUGACCACUUGUCCAAGCACAUCAAGACCCAUAUGAAUAAGAAAGGAUCUACCGGUGCAGUGAGCAGCGCGGACAACACCAUCACCACUGCGACCGCCGCUGACAGCUGUGCUGCAGGUGACGUGACGGCUGACCAGCAGACUCUAGUUACCAUGGGCACGCUGUCGUCCGAAGGGUUUACGCGGUUAGAGUCCAGCGGCAUCAGUGUCAUGCAAGUCACAGAUCUGCACUCCAUCAAUCUGAAUAGCAAUGGCUAUUAAUGCACUUUGAGUGGAGUGAGCGUUUUGAGAGAUCUGAACUGGGAAGAAUGAAUGCACUGCAGUUUGUAGGCAUUAAAACGGCGGCUCGGGCACGGAGCCUCCAGCGAGCAACAGCCAUGAAAAGUGGUUUCACAGGGGAUAGAAAGAGGUGUGAUGGUGCACCUUGAAGGUGCUUGUUUACCUCGUCCUCUUUGAGACUCCAGCCUUUUUUGCAUCCCUUCCAUGUAUAUUCUGUAUCCAAGUUGUUUCAGCUUUCUUUUCUCCUCUUUUACCGAUUCCCUGAACUGAAAUUGUGGUGUGGUUCACCUAAGCAUCACUCAGUGGUCCACUUGACGUCAUGAAAUGAGGAUAUAUUGGGUUACAACAGAACAACACAAACAGAAAGAUUAAAAAAAAACUGCGUGAAAGUGAUAUCAUAGUCAUAUUUUUAAUCUUUAAUACUUUACUCAUAAGCCAUCAUGCUUCUGUGUAUUAAUCACCGUAAAUAAGAUGAAACAAAAAGAUUUGAUGCUUUUUGUACAUAAGUUAUAUUUUUUCUAAGUAUGGAAAACUGCAUAUUCUGAAAUUACCUUUUGUUUUGUGAAUGUAUGAAUUAUGCAGUCUUAAAUGUAAGCAUUUUUAUAUUAUGUAGAUGUUCCAUAACGUUUUUUUUUUUUUUUUUUUUUUUGUAUUGCUUUAGUUCUUUGUCUUGAUAUACAAAACACAUUUAAGUUACAGUAAAUACAUGCAGUUGAGUUGCUUAAUGCUAAUUGUCCCAGUUUUCUUGGUCACUGUGGUCUUAAACAGUAAUGCUUUGUUUAUAGGGAAAAUGUUAACCGGUUAAAAGACAAAUGCCUUAAACCCUUAAUUUAGAGAGGGCUUUUUUAUGAGUUGGAGUUCAAACCAAAGCUCUUCACUUUCCAUUACAUGUUAACUCAGGUGAAUGUUACUCUUUUGGUGUUAAGCAUUCAUAAUUAUUAAAUUAAGAUGAACUUCAGAAAGACUCCUAGCAGUUUUUUAUGCUUGCUUAUCCGUACUUUGACACUGUUUAAAGUGACAUCUCAUAUUUCUGUAAACUUGUUGCAGUUUUCUUGUCUGUGCACAUCUUCUUUUCCACUUAAAGGGGACCUAUUAUGCGCCUUUUUACAAGAUGUAAAAAAAAAAAGGCUCUGCCCGCAGAGUGUGUAUGUGAAGUCCCUUUAAAUGCAAAUGAGCUGCUGCUCCCAGCCCCUUUUCAAGAAGAGGGCGUAGCUUCAAGAGCUCAUGCUCCAGCAUACUGACAACAACAAAACAGGGCAAUCUCACGCACUAAAAAUGGCAGAAACUGUCAGCAGCUGUGUUCAAUUCAAACUGGAGUCAGAUAAUGAUGCUUACAGAGCCAGAGAAUAUAUGCUGCAUGGAGAUAGUUUAAUUCCAGUUAUAAUGUAUGUGGUCAUCUUGCUUUUAUCCACCAUUAAUACAAGCCUGUUGUAGCGGACCCCGUCCGAAUGAUGGCCAAAACUUUACUGAUGAGUUUUAUGAAGUUUAUUGUGCAUCACACAAAAGAUUAGGCAUGAAUUAAACUGUAAGAAGUGCGCGUUAAAAUUGUAUUCAUAAACUCUCUCCUUUGCAUUAUCAUCAACAUACACAGAAAAUUAUACAACACUUGUUACAACUUGCAGUAAACAAAUAUAUACAGACCUUAUGCCUUUUCGGGGGGUGCUUAAUAAACUUUAUAUCCAUAAAACAAUUGUAAUAAAGUGCGUGCUCUGCCUUUUUCGCUCUGGAGACUAUAAGCUGAAUCACGAACAGUUGGCAAUGAUCCAUCCUUGAGUAACAACUUUUAGCAAAACCUGUUUUGUAUUAAAUAAAAAGGAUUUUGUGGAUUUUUGUUGUGUACACACCCUAUAAACCUUACAAACACCAUGUAAAAGUGAAUUUUGCAUAAUAGGUCCCCUUUUAAAGAUUUGAGACAAGAACAAAACAUUUUGCAAACCACUACAUGUAUCUUUUAUCUUUCACACCAUUAAAGGGAUAGUUCACCCCAAAAA
Molecule: messenger RNA, 4176 nt
Organism: Megalobrama amblycephala (Wuchang bream)
Lineage: Eukaryota; Metazoa; Chordata; Actinopteri; Cypriniformes; Xenocyprididae
Gene: sp1
Product: sp1 transcription factor
Exons: 7
Coding region: 104-2167 (687 amino acids)
Biological process (GO): regulation of transcription by RNA polymerase II
Molecular function (GO): RNA polymerase II cis-regulatory region sequence-specific DNA binding; DNA-binding transcription factor activity, RNA polymerase II-specific
Source: RefSeq, a predicted model, not a curated record